This is a messenger RNA of Prorocentrum cordatum, 335 nucleotides long. The record is from the annotation of a GenBank genome assembly. NCBI's taxonomy places the organism in Eukaryota, Dinophyceae, Prorocentrales, Prorocentraceae.
CGGUAUACCGAGCUGUGCCACCCCACCCUGUUCUGGGAGGACCCCAAGUGCCCAGCGAGGCAGCCGGGCCAGGCGGAGGAGGACCCCGCCGUGGCCCUGAAGCUCGCGGAGGCGCCCAUGCUCCCGCGGGCGCCGCAGCCCGCGGGCGCUGCCGUGCGCCAGGCGCCCGGCGUGCGGCAGGCGCUGUGCCGGGCGGCGCAGGAGGCGCGGGAGCUCACGGCCAGGUGGCGGGAGGACCAGGACCAGCAGCAGGGGCCGGAGGGCCAGCCCUCCCGCGCCGCGGACUGGCCCGGGGGCCCCGAACAUGUGGCGGCCCCGCGGGAGCAGGAGCAGGA